Messenger RNA from Pimephales promelas (fathead minnow), 1428 nucleotides. RefSeq names its product ring finger protein 122 (gene rnf122). Gene Ontology annotation, biological process: ubiquitin-dependent protein catabolic process. The record is from RefSeq and is a predicted model, not a curated record. Gene Ontology annotation, cellular component: nucleus. Gene Ontology annotation, molecular function: ubiquitin protein ligase activity. Lineage: Eukaryota; Metazoa; Chordata; Actinopteri; Cypriniformes; Leuciscidae.
ACUCGGGCUGGGAGGGUCUAAACUCGCUCUUGUUUAGUUCUCAUUCUCAAUGGAUGCCAACAUCAGCCACGACGCGCGAGCACAUGAAAAACCACGCGCAUCGCACUUAAUAUGACCCGAAUGUCGUGAAUGUGACUGCAUUUACUGACUCGCAUCGUGUGAGGAGGACUGUGCGUAGUCAGAUGAAUCCAGAUGUGCUGAAUGAAUGGCCUGACAGAGCGACACACAGACAGAGGGCAUCAUCUCUCUGUUUAUAAACACACAUCUGCUCAUAGGAAGAAUCACACGGGUGGAUUGAUGCACCCUUUCCAGUGGUGCAACGGGUGCUUCUGCGGUUUGGGACUGAUCUACUCCAAUAAGACCUGCACUAUGCCAUCCAUCACCUUCCAGGACCUGCCUCUCAAUAUCUAUAUGGUUAUAUUCGGCACAGGCAUCUUUGUCUUCGUACUCAGCCUCAUAUUCUGCUGCUAUUUUAUAAGUAAACUGAGACACCAAGCCCAAAGUGAGCGCUUUGGAUACAGAGAGGUUAUUUUAAAAGGAGACCCGAAGAAGCUGAAUCUUCAUGGGCAGACGUGUGCCGUGUGCCUGGAGGACUUUAAGGUGAAAGAUGAGCUGGGAGUGUUGCCGUGCCAACAUGCCUUUCACAGGAGGUGUGUGGUGAAGUGGCUGGAGGUGCGCUGUGUGUGUCCCAUGUGUAAUAAACCCCUGGGCGGAUCGCCGGAGCAGAACCAGAGCAUCGGGACUCUGCUGGACGAGCUGGUGUAGACGAACAUCUGACUCUCUCUGGAGUCUCGCAGACAUAAACAGCCCGAUAACUCUCUGAUCCGACACCUCAUUCUGAGACUGAACUCGGCAGGCACAUUUUCUCAAUUAAACACGAGGGAAACCACAGAUCCUCGACUGAAGAAACUGUAUAUUUGGAGAAAAAGGCCUUUAAUUUAACAUUGAAGUCUAGUCAAUGUCAUUUUGUAUGCUAAUUCACUACAGGUUCUCUGAGGAAUUGACUGUAUAAAGGGGGUUCGUGAGUAAAAUAAGGUCUUUGAUCAACACUACUUAAAGGUUUAUGAAGAAAUUGAAGUUGGAAAUACUUGAACUACCAUGAGGAUGUGAGUUUCAAUACUUGAGCAAACAAACAACCAUUGUAGUCUUUAAAGGAUUAGUUCACUUCAGAAUUAAAAUGUCCUGAUAUUUUACUCCCCCCCACGUCAUCCAAGAUGUUCAUGUCUUUCUUUAUUCAGUUGGGAAGAAAUGAAGGUUUUUCAGGAGAACUUUUUUCCAUAUAGUGACUUCAAUGGGGACCAAAUGUCACCGUUCAACUUGAUUAUAGUACGUAAUGCCCCAGCAAACACAGGACGUUCCCCUAACGUUCCCGAAUGGUCCCAUGAGGUUAUUUUUUUGGGAACCAAACAAGAACGCUAUUGGAACGUU